Molecule: messenger RNA, 1823 nt
Organism: Lasiosphaeria miniovina
Lineage: Eukaryota; Fungi; Ascomycota; Sordariomycetes; Sordariales; Lasiosphaeriaceae
Product: UDP-glucose,sterol transferase
Exons: 7
Coding region: 179-1681 (500 amino acids)
Molecular function (GO): UDP-glycosyltransferase activity
Source: RefSeq, a predicted model, not a curated record
GUCGAGCUCAUGACUUGGCAAGGGUGAGUCAGAUCUUCCUCCGGCACGGCGGUCAAAAAGAAUAGCUGGGCGAUGGUUGCAGCAGAGCUGACGCCUGGAGCACACACAACACAGCCUUGGCGAUGUAAUCAACCGUUGGAGGAAGCAGCAGCUCGAGCUGGACAAGCUAUCCGAUUCUAUGGGGCCCUCCAUUACCACCUACCUGCGCAUACCGCACACGUACUGCUGGUCCCCCGCUCUGGUUCCCAAACCGACGGACUGGGGCUCGGAGAUUGAUGUCUGCGGGUUCUUCAUGCGCGACGAACCGAGCUGCACCCCUCCUCCUGACCUCGAGAGCUUCCUUACCCAGGGGCCGGCCCCCAUCUAUGUAGGUUUCGGCAGCAUCGUGCUCGACGACCCGGCGCGUCUUUAUAGGGUGAUCAUCGAGGCAGCCAAGCGGUGUCGAGUCAGGGCCAUCGUCUCCCGCGGUUGGAGUAAGCUGGGGGGCGACGCUUGCAACACGGUCGACGUGUUUCACUUGGGAGACUGUCCUCAUGAAUGGCUGUUCAAGAGGGUUUCGGCAGUCGUACAUCACGGAGGAGCUGGCACAACUGCAUGUGGCCUUGUGAACGCGCGACCAACCCUGAUCGUACCUUUUUUUGGCGACCAGCCCUUUUGGGGAAGCGUUGUCGCUGCAGCCGGAGCUGGUCCAAAGCCGAUCCCGCAGAAGGAGCUCCAGGUCGACAACUUGGCCGACGCAAUCAGGUACAUCACAAGCGCAGCCGCAUACGAUGCCGCGAGCAGACUCGCAAGCCAGAUGCGUCACGAGUCUGGAGUCGACGCCGCCGUCCACUCAUUCUAUUGGAACCUGCCUCUUGCGGCUCUUACUUGUGAUCUCAUCCCGGAGCAAGUGGCGCGGUGGUCCAUGACGAAGCAUGGGAGGACGGUCAAACUCUCUGACACGGCUGUAGCCGUGCUCAUUGCUCAAAAGCGCAUCCAGAUUGGCCAGGUGAAGCCCCUACGUACCCGAGAAUACGACACUGACGUCCGCCGGUGGGAUCCGCUGUCUGGCGGAGCCGCGUCAACCCUGGGCACUGUGACCGACUUUGGCCUGUCGCUAGGUGGACUAUUCAUCGACCCUUACAAGGCAUACAAGCGAGCUGCGGCUGCUGGCGGCCAUGGUUCCUCAGCUGCCGCCGCCGCACGUAUAGCUGGUUCGAGUGCCGGGUCCAUGACGGGAGUGCUGACCAAGGGCAUGCUCGUCGAUAUGCCGCUCGCACUGGCCGAGGGCAUGAAGAAUGUUCCGAAGCUCUACGGCGAGGAGGUGCCGGAUCACGGCAAGGUCACGGACUGGCAAAGCGGUGGGAAGGUCGCGGCUAAAACCUUCGGAUCAGGCUUUUACCACGGCAUCACCGGAGUGGCCAUGCAGCCGUGGGAAGGGGCGAAGAAAGAAGGUUUCAAGGGCUUCCUCAAGGGAGCAGGCAAAGGCACGAUUGGUUUAGUCACCAAACCUGGAGCAGCACUGUUUGGGCUGGUUGGAUACCCGGCGCUUGGGAUCGCGAAGUCACUUACGGCUAGGAAGGGUGUGGAGAGAGCCAUACUCGGCGCGAAAGGCGCGCAGGUUGACAUUUGUGCAUCGCAUAGAGCCGGAGAUCAGGAUAUUGCUCAAAUCACGGCGCGAUUUGAGAGCUUGUUUUCAUAACGGGCUGUGCCCGGUUCGGGAUCCUGGGCCGCCGUGCCGGUUACCCUCGGAUGCAAGUGGGGAUAUGGCUGGGAACUGACCUGAUUGACGGUCAAUGAACUUGUAGAUAUAAUAGCCCUAGAACUAGAACUCAGUGUAUCAA